AUGGCACCAAAAUUCAAUGACGCCGACUUUGCAGUCCUCAUUUCUUGCCUCAAAAACUCCUCGACCAAACUGACUCCAGAUUUCGAUAAAGUCGCAAAAGAAUGUGGCUUGAAGAGCGGUAGGGCUGCCUACCAUCGUCACUGGGGCAUGAUGAAGAAGCUUGGUUUGGUUGGGACCAGACCUGCGGCAGCAAAGGCCAAGAAGGACAGCAGCGCUGCGGCUACAAACAAACGUGCUUUCAUUAAGACUGAGGAGGGUGAGGACGGCGAUGUUGAUGGAGAUGAGGUUGAUGGUGAGGCGUCAGAGGAGAUGGAGAGCCCAAGCAAGAAAGCUAAGACGAGUGCCUAA
Endocarpon pusillum Z07020 is the source of this 348-nucleotide messenger RNA. RefSeq lists its product as uncharacterized. The transcript has 2 exons. The record is from RefSeq and is a predicted model, not a curated record. Lineage: Eukaryota; Fungi; Ascomycota; Eurotiomycetes; Verrucariales; Verrucariaceae. Bases 1 to 348 code for a protein of 115 amino acids.